AUGGCACAUGAAGCCGAGUAUCUGCUCCCGGAGCCAGAAAAGGAGAUAUCACGUCUGACUGAGCAAGACGCCGUUAUCACCCACAUCAUGGAAAACAAGCGUAUUCUAGCGCCAAUGGAUUUUACUCGGCCGGGCCUGACGAUCCUAGACUCUGGAACGGCUGAUGGUCUGUUCCUGCGCAGUAUCCAGCCAAACCUCUUGGAACCCUACACACUUCUAGGCACCGACGUCAUGAGAAACUUCUUCCCCUCGAUAGUUCCACCGCAUACCACCUUUGAGAUUCAUGAUAUCGCUGAGCCCUGGCCUGCUAAGUUACACGGCACGUGUGACCUUGUACACCAACGAUUCACAAUUCCAGGGGGCACCAAGAAAGCCACGGCACGUGAUAUCGUUGGCUACUUAUGUCAGCUAGUUAAGCCGGGCGGCUGGAUCCAGCUCGUCGAGAUGGACGUGACUGCGACAGUGCACGGCCCAGCCAUGCGCGAUGCGUGGACUGCCUGCGCGGCCUUUCUGACUGCUGCCGGGGCUGGGACUGAUUAUGCCAAGAGUAUGGCAGGCUGGCGCAAGGAAGAGGGUUUCGAGGACGUUAGGGAUGAUCGCAGGGACAUUGAUCUUGGGGCACGAUGUAAGGAUACCGAUUGGGGUGUGCGGGGUGCCAACAUGCUUGUGGAAUCCUUUAUAGCGGUUGUUGGUGCAUGCAAGAAGAUGAGGCUUGAUGUGCCGGAAUCAGUCUUGCGGGAUUUACCUGAACGAGUAAAAACAGAAAUGAUGGAGCAAGGGGGCACAUAUCCCCUCGUUUAUGCUUAUGGGCGGAAGCCGAUGAUCUGA
Messenger RNA from Xylaria bambusicola, 828 nucleotides. Its product is annotated as methyltransferase SirN-like protein. The record is from RefSeq and is a predicted model, not a curated record. The transcript has 2 exons. NCBI's taxonomy places the organism in Eukaryota, Fungi, Ascomycota, Sordariomycetes, Xylariales, Xylariaceae. Bases 1 to 828 code for a protein of 275 amino acids.